Phytophthora nicotianae INRA-310 is the source of this 507-nucleotide messenger RNA. RefSeq lists its product as hypothetical. NCBI's taxonomy places the organism in Eukaryota, Oomycota, Peronosporomycetes, Peronosporales, Peronosporaceae. The record is from RefSeq and is a predicted model, not a curated record. The transcript has a single exon. The coding region runs from base 1 to 507 and encodes 168 amino acids.
AUGCGGCUGAGUACCAUCCUGCUGGCCAUUACAGUCGCUGCUCUCGCUAGCGUCAGUGGUGCGUCGACGACCGACCUCUCUAAGACCGCUUCCAUCAAGCUUGAACACUCGUCUGUUGCCGCUCAGGCCAAUAUCAAUGUCCACCGACGUUUGAGAAAGCAUGAUAGCCAGCUCGAUCGACGUGCAGACAGAGAAGAGAGAGCAAACAUUGGGACCUGGCUGUCGGAGAAUAUGGCCAAACUUAAGGCCUUUUUAAGCAAGGUUGACGAGAUGGACGUCAAGGCAGCGCAGAUGAUCAAGGGCAAAACCGUAGAGGAAUCGGAAGAAGUCCUCACCAAACUUUGGGACGAUGUAUUGCCCCUGUUGCAAGGGAUGGAGAAGCAGGGAAUCACUCCUCAAAAUCUAGCAAAGCACUCCACGUUCAAGAAGCUAUUUAACGAGGAAGCUACCCACCUGAAGCAAUAUUUCGAUUUGUAUUGGAAGACUUUCAAGGACAACAACGUCUGA